GUCUCGUGAUUUAUUUUUAUUUUUUUUUGCUUUAGACCUGCUAGCGUUAGCAGCAGUUCGCGUGCAGUUUAUUCUUAUCAUGGACACAACCUAAGAAACAAAAUAAACCAAUUAUUUUUUUUUUUUAGAAAAAGCAACAAACCACGCACAGCAAUUAAUCGAGACUUAAGAACAAGCUAAAGAUGUGGCGAAUACAGAGCUUGGUGGGGAGAGUUUUAAGCCGUUGCCAUGGGAACACGGCGUCUUUGCGCCUCUCCAACAGCCAUCACGUCGAGGAUGAAGUCAUCAGCUCCUCGUCGGUGCUCAGCACCAACCGGUCACAGAGAGGAGAUGAUCGAGAGAAGAAGAAAAACAAAAGGACGGCAGAGUACUGCUCUGCUGGACUGCCAAGAUACACUGCGCUGGAUGCGGUGGGAUGGGGUGCUGCGGCGAUUCUGUUCAUGCAGGUCUGCAGGAGGAUACACUCUCAGUUCUCCUCUGUCGGCGAACAGAACCCAGGAACGUCCCGCCUCACAGAUCCGAGCAUCAUCCCCAGAUGCACACACAAGCUCCUGCACGACAUGCUGUCGGGACACACUGUGCUGCCCCGUGGAGUGUGUGUGAUGGGUGUGAAUAAGGCGUUAACAAGUCCAGAGCAAAGCAGCAGCAGCAGCAGCAGCAGCAGCAGUGAUUAUAAUUACAGCUCUGGUGCUGAACCUGCACAUCCCAUCACUGACCAGCAGGGGGAGACAAUUCACCUUAAUAUCACAGAAUCACUCACAGACUGUAACCUUACCCAGACAGUAGCCUCCGAAUGUGAAAUACCACAAGAACACAAGACGUCCUGCUCUCUGGACGAGGCCGAGCGGAAUCUAAGAGACGUCGCAGGCAACAGCGUGCCCGUCAUCCUCAACAUCAUCGGUCUGGAAAGUGCUAAAGCAGGCAAUCAUAAAGCAGCUUUCGGGUGUUUUUGGGCUUCGGCGCAGCAGAGUUACAGCAAAGCUCAGUUUAACGUCGGAGUGUGUUAUGAGAUGGGCCGAGGAGUCGGGAAAGACCUCAGCAAGGCUCUGCAAUAUUACAGGUGUGCAGCCUUGGCAGGUCACACACAGGCUCAGUACCGCUGUGCAAAACUUCUCUUGACCAGCAGGGGGCAGCAGAGUGUCACGGACACCCACACUGCUACUGCUACAGCCAUCUCUCUUCUGCAGAGCGCUGCUGCUGCCGGACUCACUGAGGCUCAGCUGUAUCUAGGAGUGUUAUUCUCUCGGGAUCCAGACGCUGACGGAAGGGAAUCUGUUCACUAUUUCCGAAUGGCAGCGGAGAAUGGAGACAGUACCGGUCUGCUGUUUCUCGGACAGUGCUAUGAGAGAGGGUUUGGAGUCCCUUUGUGCUACACGACUGCAGUGUGGUAUUACGAGAAAGCAGCAGCUAAAGGAAACCAGCAAGCCAAGAGCAAACUCGACCUGCAUAAACGAGAAGCCCUGCGCUCUAUCCGUUCCGCUCCUUGUCUCUCGGACCUGGAUCGUCUUCCCUUGAGCUCCGUGUUUCCUCCAGCGCCAGAAGCAAAGCAACAGGUGGAAUCGCCGACUCAGCCUCUUCCUCAUUCACAGAGCACGGGCAGCCUCAUAGCGCCACCCCCUUUUACAUCUCACACACUCAAUGCUGGCUGUAGAAGUGGGGGCUGGAUUAUAGGGGUGGGAUAACACCCACCCAAACACACAAAUUGUCAAUCAAGCAUUGAUAUUGAGCGCACAAGAACAAACUGAUAAAGCGGUGGUAAUGGUGUUGACCAUUCUCAGCCAAUCAGAGUUAAGCUUAAAUGGUUUCAAGCGUUUCUAUUGGGUGAGGGAAAAACAAGCUAUGCUAUUUUAUCAGUUUCAUUUUCAUUUUUAACGAGCGUGUUAUGGACCUGUGAGGCGCAUCGCUGUAUUUAGCUUAUAUGAGUCUGAGGUUGUUCGAAUGGGUGCGUGUAGCACACUCUUGUUCCAGCACUGAUUUUAACGCCCCCCUUGUCCACUACCCUUUGCGUAAACAUGUCCUUAAGACAAAACAUCACUGUCAAGCUAGUAUGGAAAGCCAAUUUUAUAUCCCAUCCUCGUGUAGGCUCUGGUGUGACGGAGGUGUUACACACACUGACUCCAGAGGUGAGGUGAGAAGAGGAGAGGAUGGAGGGAGGGAGGAGCCAGUGAUAUGUUAAAAAAAAAAAGGUGUUUGCCAUUGCCUGACAGACUCUGUGAUCGUCUACGCCUUAUUCCAGUGGGUUCGUCCCUGAAGCUACUAGCACACAAAUCUAAAGUAGUGUCCCAAAUCACAUGCACUUACACUACGAUCUGUGUAUUCUUGCGUCAACCUUUUUUCUUUAUUAAAAGGAAGCCGUUUCCCAGUCGAUGGCAAAUGAGACGUAACGUCGACAUAAUGCUUUAGCAGAACACCUGAAAAUUUUUUAAUAUGUAAAUAAAUCAGUCAUGGGUUAAUUUAAAAGGCAUUUGUAAGUCCACCCGAGUGUUGUCAGCGCUUGGUAGCCCCGCCCCUUUGUGAGUGCUGAAUGCAUGAAGUGUGUAACAUUUUCUGCUUUAAUUAAGCGCAUCAUCCAGGUUCUUCUUGGAGUUUUUAAUGUGAACACACACCACUCAUACUGUUCAUACUACACAAGAGUAUUUGUGCGAUUUGGGACUUUUGUGCAUGAAGAUUAAACAAUAGCUAUAUUCUCAUUCUUUGGGACAUUAGGCCACGCCUCCUAUUUACGCACUUCAACAAUAUAAUAAUUGCACUUAGCUUUAAUUUUCAUUGUGGUGAAAUGUUAAGGAUAAGCCAAAAUAUAUGUGCUUUAUACAAUGUGCCUUGUAUUAAAAUAAAAACAACACAUAAGUGCACCUUGAUUGCAUUAAUAAUGAUAUAAUGAGAGUUUGGCUUUGUUUCCAUAACUCUGAAUGUUAUUUUCGUGGUAUUGUUUACUGUGAUCAUGUUCCUGUUAAGCUCUGUAGCCUGUUGGACGCACAAUUUUUCCAGUUUCCUAGCAAAUAAAGACACUUUUUCUACCAGUGGA
Hemibagrus wyckioides is the source of this 3025-nucleotide messenger RNA. RefSeq names its product DAP3 binding cell death enhancer 1 (gene dele1). Gene Ontology annotation, molecular function: protein binding. Lineage: Eukaryota; Metazoa; Chordata; Actinopteri; Siluriformes; Bagridae. The transcript is spliced from 12 exons. The record is from RefSeq and is a predicted model, not a curated record. Bases 183 to 1682 code for a protein of 499 amino acids.